CGACAACAGAGAUAAAUAAGCUCUCUGCUCUGCUGCAUAUUUUUUUCUUAGCUUUUUUUUUUUGAACUGAAACUUCCUUGUUAUGGAGAAAACGGUAGAUCCGCAUCCGGUGGGUUUCAGAUUCCGACCGACCGAUGAGGAGAUCGUCGACCAUUACCUAAGGUCGAAAAAUAUGGAUGGUAACACGAGUCAUGUCGAUGAAGUCAUUAGCACAGUGGACAUCUGUAGCUUCGAUCCCUGGGAGUUAGCUUCCCAUUCGAUUACGACAAGGAAGGAGACGGACUAUGUUUGGUAUUUCUACGGUCGUAAAGACAACAGAGGAGAGAGACAGAGCAGGAAAACCAAGUCUGGUUUUUGGAAGAAAACCGGUAAUACGAUGGAUAUCUUCCGAAAGAGAGGGAACCACGAGCAGAUUGGUGAGAAAAGGGUUUUGGUGUUUCACUACAGUGGUAAGAUUCUUGGUGGGCCGAAACCCAAAUCAGAAUGGGUUAUGCAUGAGUACGUCGCUACGUUCUUGUCUCCUACUCCGACGGCGAUGGUGACAUAUACAGUGUGUAAAGUAAUGUUUAAGGGUGAUACCAGUGAUUUACCUUCGACUUCUGCUUCUGCUGGUGGUUGUGAAGUUGAGCAUAGUCGCACUCUUAUCACUCCUAUGAACAAUCUUGGUGGAGGGCUGAGUUCAGAGGCAGAGGAAUCUUCGUCUGAAUUACAGGAUCCACGUCAGUUUAGUGGUUUUCUUCAUUUGGAGGAAGAAACUCAGAUCGAGGAUGCCAUACGCAGGGCUAUCAACAACCUUUCACCUCAUGAUUUGAACUCUUUGCUCAAUAAUGAUUAUGAUGAUGAUGAACAGGGGAAAACUCAAGAGUAAGCAAUUCUCUCGAACCGAUAAUGAUACAUCUGAGAAGAAGAAUAAGAACCUAUGAUGAUGCACAAGGAAGUAAGAUCGGAGUCAGAAGAACUGGUUUCAUUCACAUGAUGAUACAAAGAUUCGUCAACAAAAUCAAACUAUGUUCUUUGAUCUCGAGAACAUGAUACCAUUAAAAUGGAUCGAUCAAGAGUACCUUUUACAGUUUCCAAGUAUGAGUUAUGUCUUAUUUUAACAUUUACACACAAAAAAAAAAAGUUAUGUCUUACUCCCUCUGAUUUUUAAAGAUACAUAUUCUAAACUUUUCACAUAUAUUAAGAAAUCAUAUUAAAAAUGCAUUGAUUUUUGUGAAUAACAAUUUUCCAUAACUUUUAACCAAUAAAAAUCCAAUAAA
Messenger RNA from Raphanus sativus (radish), 1259 nucleotides. RefSeq names its product NAC domain-containing protein 5-like. The transcript has 5 exons. Gene Ontology annotation, biological process: regulation of DNA-templated transcription. Gene Ontology annotation, molecular function: DNA binding. The record is from RefSeq and is a predicted model, not a curated record. Lineage: Eukaryota; Viridiplantae; Streptophyta; Magnoliopsida; Brassicales; Brassicaceae. Bases 83 to 868 code for a protein of 261 amino acids.